This is a messenger RNA of Sceloporus undulatus (fence lizard), 10837 nucleotides long. It is a transcript of the gene MAP1A, whose product is annotated as microtubule associated protein 1A. The coding region runs from base 704 to 8830 and encodes 2708 amino acids. Gene Ontology annotation, molecular function: actin binding; microtubule binding. NCBI's taxonomy places the organism in Eukaryota, Metazoa, Chordata, Lepidosauria, Squamata, Phrynosomatidae. The record is from RefSeq and is a predicted model, not a curated record. Gene Ontology annotation, cellular component: microtubule; microtubule associated complex; dendrite. Gene Ontology annotation, biological process: regulation of microtubule depolymerization; dendrite development; axonogenesis. The transcript is spliced from 6 exons.
CCAGGCCUUUGGCCGGAGCCUGGGCCUGUCCUUGCUUCCUUCCCUGGCCUUGCCUCCAUGGAGCCCGUCCUCCUCCUCCUCCCGAGGGUCCUUUUCUUUGGGCCCAGGAAGGGCGGGGCGGGGCAAAGGGAGGCUCCUCCCUCUCGGACGGACGGAGCCAGGCAGGCAGGGAGGGAGGCAGGGCACCAGGCGGAGGAAGAGGAGCAGCGGCGGCGGCGGCGGCGUCCGCGAAAGCAGCACCGGCACCGGAGCCCUCCUGGCCUUCCUCCUCCGAGGGAGCCCUCCCUACCUCGCUCCGUCCCUCCGUCUGGUGUCCGGCGGGGGCCCAGGUCAGAGGAUCCUUCGCCACCAGAGCCAUGACCUGGAUUCCACCAUCCUUGUGAACCCAGACGAGGAGAGUGCUGUGGCCGAGGUCCGUUCCUUGUUAUGUGACCCUUCGGCCCACAAGUUGCUGGUGCUGUGCGGGCAAAGAUCGGACCAAGAAGGGGACCUGAUCCUCCAGAAGGGAAGCUUCUCUUACCACAAAUUUGCUGAAAUACUUGCUGAUCCAGAGGUUGCCCAGCUUCUCAGCGAGAGGGAUCCUGCCAGCAAAGCCUCCCUCACCGUGUCGUGCUUUGGGGAGGGAGACUGGAGCAACCUUGGUCUCCCUCAGUGCCAGGGCCUUCUGAACCUGAGACUGAACCCAGACCUGGUCCUGCCAGAGAUGGACGGGGUCUCCGAAUUUGCCGAGUAUGUCUCGGAGACGGUGGACGUCCCUUCGCCCUUUGAUCUCCUGGAGCCCCCCACCUCCGGGGGCUUCCUCAAGCUCUCCAAGCCCUGCUGCUACAUCUUCCCCGGCGGACGGGGGGAUUCGGCUCUUUUUGCCGUCAAUGGCUUCAACAUCCUGGUGGACGGUGGCUCAGAGAGGAGAUCCUGUUUCUGGAAGCUGGUCCGGCACCUGGACAGGAUUGACUCGAUCCUCCUCACCCACAUUGGGGCGGACAACCUCCCAGGGAUUAAUGGGCUGCUGCAGAGGAAGAUAGCGGAGCAGGAAGAGGAGCAGUCACAGGGCUCCACCAACUACAGUGACUGGAUGAAGAACCUCAUCUCCCCUGAGCUGGGCGUCGUGUUCUUCAAUGUUCCCGAGAAGCUCCGGAUGCCAGAGUCCUCCAUGAAGGUCAAGCGGAGCAUCGAGGAAGCCAGCCUGGCCCUGCAGUACCUCACCAAGCUGGGCAUCAAGCCGGAGCCCCUCUACCGGGUGGUCAGCAACACCAUUGAGCCCAUCACCUUGUUCCACAAAAUGGGUGUUGGGAGGUUAGACAUGUAUAUCUUGAACCCAGUGAAGGAGAGCAAGGAGAUGCAGUUUCUCAUGCAGAAGUGGGCUGGGAACAGCAAAGCAAAGACAGGCAUCAUCCUGGCCAAUGGGAAAGAGGGGGAGAUCUCUGUUCCCUACCUGACCUCCAUCACAGCCUUGGUGGUAUGGCUGCCAGCAAGCCCAGCGGAGAAGAUUGUGCGGGUCCUGUUUCCAGGAAACGCCCCACAAAACAAGAUUUUGGAAGGUCUUGAGAGGCUCAGGCACCUGGACUUCCUGAAGUACCCCGUGGCUACGCAGAAGGAGAUGGUCUCUGGCAUGCCCUCGCCAGCUGUGAAGCAGGGCAAGAUGAGGCAAAGGACAGACAGCAAGGAGAGCCUCAGGUCCUCUUCUAGGCCGCCUGCUGGCAAGGAGGCAAGAGCCGAGGAGACAAAAGCCGAGGUUGCAAAAGAGGCCAAGGUGGAGAGAAGGGCGAAAGAGCUCUUCGAAAAAGCCCCAGAGAAACCCCCGAAAGCAGAGAAGAUAAAAACAGACUCCAGCAAUGCCCUGAAGGCCGAGAAAAGAAAACUCGCCAAAGACAAAACUGGGAAGAAGCACCUCAAGGAGAAAGUUUCCAAACUGGAGGAGAAAAGGGACAAGGAGAAGAAAGAGCUGAAGAAAGAGAGGAAGGAGCUCAAGAAAGACGAUGGAAGGAAAGACGAAAGGAAAGAGUCCAAGAAAGAGGAGAAAAAGAAAGAAACCAAGCCUGACCUGAAAAAAACACCCAAGCCUGACCUGAAGCCCUUCACUCCUGAAGUGAGGAAAACCUUGUCCAAGGCCAAGGCUCCUGGACGGAUGAAGGCAGAGAAGGUCCGCAGCAAGGCCGAGAAGGAGAGCCUGGUCUCAGAGCCAAAGAAGCCCGGCCGGCCACAAGAGCUGCCCAGCACAGAUGGCCAGAGGCCUGUCCUCUCUUCCCCAGAGGACCUGACCAAGGACUUUGAGGAGCUAAAGGCCGAAGAGCAAGGAACGCCACCAGGCACUCCUCUUCCCUCCACAGAAGGGCAAGAGAACGGCAUGCCCCAAGGAGGGGUCAGCCCAAUGCCCCCAUCCCUGGCUGCCCUGGGGGAGGAAAUAACGCCCCCCAAAGCUGGGGCCUGGGAAGCCCCUGGAGGUCGAGAUGAGAGAGUGGCCAUGGCGCAGCCCCCAGAUGGAAAAGAGUUUGGGGAGAAGACAGGAGUGGCAGCAGCAACAACGGUAGCGGAGCAUCCUGGGGAGGAGGCUGGAGGUGCCAGGGACCGGGCACUGGCCUCUGGGGACUCCCCCACUGCGAGGCCUGCGGAAGACAAAGAAGAGACCAUGACUUCCGAGAGGACAUGGGUGGAAGCCAAGGAGGAGAGGCAGGAAGGAAGGAGAUGCCCCCCAGGGCUGGAGAAGGCAGAGCUGGGGGUUUUGGAAGAGCCCCCAAGGGAGGCAGAAGACAGUGGAGAGAGAGAGCAGGGAGAUUUCUCCAUGUUCCAGACCCCUCAAGGCCCAGGUUUAUCUUUGGAGGAAAAGGGGAAAGAGCCCAAGGAAGGGAGGACAGAUCAAAGCAAAGAGCAAAGUAAGAGGGCAGCCGUAAUGUUGAAGGAGGAGGAAGAGGAGGGGGAGCCUUGCCAGGUUGCUCUACCAGCUCCACUGGGCACCGAGCACAUCUCCUACAUCCAGGACGAGACCAUCCCUGGCUACUCGGAGACGGAACAGACCAUCUCUGACGAGGAAAUUCAUGAUGAACAGGAAGAGAGGGCCCUGCACCUGAAGGCUGACCUCGGCUCUGAAGAGAUUGCCCUUCCCAGCCGGCCGGUCCCCUUCGGAGCCUCCCAUGAGAGCCAAGCCGUGGCCGAGGGGAGCAAGGGCUUUCCUGGCCAGGAGACAGAGCUUCUCGCCUACCCUGCAAACAUGGUGGCUGCUCCCCUGGCGGAAGAAGAGCAUGUCUCGUCAGCCACCUCCAUCACGGAGUGUGACAAGCUCUCCUCUUUUGCCACUUCGGUGGCGGAAGACCAGUCGGUGGCCUCCAUAACAGCCCCACAGACAGAGGAGACUGGCAAGAGCUCCUUGCUGCUGGACACGGUCAACAGCAUCCCUUCCUCUCGGACGGAGGCCACCCAGGGCCUGGACUAUGUGCCCUCCGCUGGGACCAUCUCCCCAACCUCGUCACUGGAGGAGGACAAGGGCUUCAAGUCUCCCCCUCUGGAAGACUUCCACACACAAACAGCAGAAGGCGCGAGGAAGUGCCUGGCUGGCAAGAAGGACUUGCAGCAGGACCAGGAGGAGGAGGAGGAAGAGCAAGAGCAGGAGGAGGAGGAUGGGACUCCAAACCUGGAGAGGCCUUGGCGAGCCCAAGGGCACUGCGAUGCACCAGUUUUUCCUGAGCCAGGGCCCCCAAGGGCCCAUUUGCCUGAAGUUCUCACAGAAGGGGCCCCGGAGGCCCUCUUGCUCCUGGAGAGAGAAGACAUCACCCCACUGCUGCAGACAGAGCUGGUCCCUGUGGAGGGGGAGGAACGAUGCACCAGCCCCGAUGACAGCACUGUCAAGAUGGCCUCCCCGACCCCCUCGGGCCCCACCAGCGCUGGGCACACACCCUUCCACCAGUCCCCUGUGGAGGAAAAGUCAGAGACGGUGGAGGCAGAGGGCUUUGAGAAGUCAGCGGAGGUUCCUGCCAGCCUGGAUGGGCCAGAGAGCCCCAGCACAGCCAUGAGGCUCUCCGGAGCCCCAGAAGGCGAGGAGGCCACCGAGCUGGGGGUCUUCCAAAGGGCCAAAGAGCCCCCUGCACCCCUGCAGGACUUGCCCAGCCUGGGAGGCAGCUCCCUCCAGACACCCACGGAGUCUGUCUCUUCCCCCAAUGGAAACUGGUGCCAGGCUCAAGAAAGCAAGGAGCUGGCCAUGAGCUUCUACCACACGCAGGAAACGGUGGAGCUCUCCGACUGGUUCCCUCCCGGCCAAGAGGUGCUUCCAGAGCCAGCAGAGGGCUCUUCCUCUGAGAAGGAUGUCCAGGGGGACCGGAGGUGUUCGGGGAGCGAGCUGUUCUCUGCUUCAGAAAUCCCCCCUCCGAAAGGCUGGGGAGAAUCCCCAGAUGGACUGGAAGGUGAGGAGCCUUCACAUCUGCCCACCAAAGAGAUUCCACCCGGGGAAGCAAGAGAGUCUUCUUUCAUUGGGGAGAUUUCUGGAGAGGCACACUCCUCAGACAAGUCCACCGAAGAACCAUUCUCAGAAGACAGAGAUGCCAUACAUCUCAUGGGGGGCUUCUUAGCCCACGAGAAGUCAUCUGCUGCUGCUCCAGAAGGGAGCAGGGGUCCUGUGAGUCUCGGUGGAGAAACCCCUCCAGCCUUGUCCCCAGAAGAGGUUGCCCAAACAGACACAAGAUCUGUGCUGGCCAAAGAGACCCAUGCUGAGAAAUCUCCACCAGAGGAGCCCGGAGGCAGCUUUUCUCCUGCAGCAGAGCAGGCCAAAGACAAGGGGCCAGAGCUUUCUUUCCAAGGCACCUCUCCGGGUCUCCUUUCCUCCCCCGAGAAGGGCCUGUUUCAAGACCAACAUGCCUCCCUAGUCACGCCUGGUGCGGAGAUCUUUCUGGAAGCCACCAAGUCAGUUUCCUUGGCUGGAGCAGACCCAGUCAUGGAGGAGCCAUUCCCAGGUCCAUCCUCCAGGGAAGGGAGUCCAGGCCCAAUUCUAGGCAGGGGGUCCUCAGCAGAGGCCCCAGGCUCAGGGGAGACGGAGCCACACCACUUCCAGGAAGAGCGGCCAGAUCCAGAAGAGGAAGAGGGAGAACAGUCUCCAGAAAUGGAAGACAUUUAUCUGAAAGAUGCAAACUGUGAAAAGAAAGUGUGGUUUCCGGAGGAGGAGAAAGAACUCCCAAGCAGAGAGUGGCAGCCUAAAUAUGACAAAGAAAAGGGGGAAUGUACUUUUCUGGAUGAUGAGACGGAGGGAUCUGAGACUAAGUUGCUGCCUUCCACAACUCACAAGGAAGAAGAUUAUAGGGACAGUAUUGCUGGGCACUCAGCGAGGGAGACGCGGGGCAUGGUGCGUGGGCGCUUCCCCGACGAGGCUUCCUCAGAGAAGGAAGGGGCUCAGUGGGAGGAAGAGUGCCCCCCUGGACAAACACAGGUGGCGGCAGUGGCAGCAGCACCACAAACAAGCGAGCAGCAGAGUUGGACGGAGCAUGAGAUGUUGGCCGCUGUGGACAGUGGGACCUCCCCACAGCAUGGAAGGGUCCCCAGAUCCAUGCCUGGAUGGAUGGCUGCAGAAGAAAGAGAGGAGCCUCUCAUGUCUUCCUUGCCGUGUGGGUCACUGGCUCCUGAAGAGGAGGAAGAAGCCCCCUUCCUGCCCCAGAGGAGCACCAUGGGUGAGAGGCUGGCAGUGGAAGGUGUCUUUCUCCAUAAGGAUACACUGGGCUCCAGAGAGGAACAAGGGGAAAAUGGAAAGCCAGGGGCCAGAGGGAAGCCCCCAGGCGGUAGUACUGCUCCCAUGGAGGGAAGCCAAGAGCAGAGGAGCAGGAGUCUGGGCCCCACAUGCCCUGAGGCACAGCAGGGCCACGGCCUCCCGACCCCCUCUAUCGCUCUCAGCCAGGUUGAGAGCCAGGCUUGCCCCAGCACCCCUGAAUCCUCCGCUGACCCAUUUGAACCCUGGGAGCCCCAUAGAGGGGCUGGGGAGAAGGAGGAAAGGGAGCCCACUCCCUACCCUCACCAGAAGAGCUUCCACUAUGCCGACGUCUACGGGGAUGGGGGGCUGCUGGGUCUGGGCCCCCUUGGGAAGGGGAAGGCGCCCCCACGGCUGCCAGCAGAAUCCCUCUUCCCCAUCUCCUCCAAGGAGGAAGAGUCCUGCCUCUACACUCCGACUGAGAAGGAGCUUUCCUCUCCCACCUCCCCCAAGGAGAAGGUCCAGCCCGCCUUCAGCUAUGCCAGCGUCCAAGAGCACUACCAUCUCAAGGCCAAGCAGGAGAGCUCCCAUUGCUGUGGCCAGGACCCCAAGGAAGAGGAGGGGGCCGCAUCUCCACCUCCCCUGCCCAUGACCUCUCCAGGAGACAGAGGCUUCAGCGGACGCCCAGCGUCUUCCCUGGCAUCUCUUGGGCAGGAGGAGAGCCCAGCCUGCAAGAGGGAGCAUGUGUGGCCUUCGGAGGCGGAGGCCAGCCAGAAGCCAAGACCACAUUCCCCCCACAAGGACACUUACUAUGAGAAGUCUGGCGGGGAGGAAGGCACCAGUGACACUGAGCUGGAGAAGGGAGCCACGGAGCCAUCGGAGAAGGAGUCCAAUCCCACAAGGCCCUCUGUGGCUGGGAUGGAGAGGGACCCCCCCUACACAGACAUCUCGGGGAAGGAAGCCUCCAGAGCCUCCUUGGAAGUAGAGGACCAGGGCAAGAGAGGAGCCCUCGGCGCUGCUCAGUGUGGCCCCAACGACUACCCUAGCAGCCCCCCCGGAGAAGGAGCCCCUGCCAUCACAGACCCUCCAUGGCUGCCCUCUGCCAUCUUGGGGACGAAGCAGAAGGAGCCGGCCAAAGGCCCAUCCCUCCUGUCCAUGGGACGAGACUCUUCCGCUGUCUCUGGAGCCGGCUUUGAGCUCUCCUCCCUGCAGACCCACCAGCCCUCCAUUCUCUUCCGGCAUGAGGCCCACCUCUCCUCUGCCCACCUAUGGGAGAAGCCGGGCAGAGAAUGCCAGGCUGAUGAGUACCUGGAGGUCUCAGGAAAGGCCUGGCUGGAAGCGGACCCUAACAUGGGGUCCCCCCAAACUGAUCUGUGUAGGGAGGGAGGGCAGCUGUCCUGUGGGCCUUCCUGGGAGCAGGCCAGCCCCUCUCCAAGAGUGGCACCCACAAAGGGCCCCCUCCAGGCCGUCACAGCACCCAGGCAGGGGGGCUCCUGCCCAGAAGUGGCAGCAGCCAAGCCUGGGACCCACAUCGCCCCUGCAGAGCUUCCAUCAGACCCUCCAGAGGAAACCAGAGGGGCCUUCCCUGCCAGCAACCUCUGGCCACCACCCUCUCCACCAUGCACUGUGAGUUGCCCCCCGCAGCCACUGAGCCCCGCAGAGUGGACAGCCGGUGCCAGCUUCCCUGAGGGUCCAGAAUUGGUUCCCCAGUGCCAGCAGGAGGCCUUUACUUCAGCCAACGGCCCCACCGAGGUGAGCUCCAGUCCCCUGGCCUUCCACAGAGUGCCCCCAGACAUGGGCACGGCAACUGGGACCAGGGAGGAGGAGGAGGAGGAGGAAGCAAUGGUGGCAGUGGAGGGGAGGCACACACGCCCCUCUUCCCUCGAGAACCCAGAAGAAAGCACCUUCCAGGCCUACUUCCCAGAGGCGGCUCGGUGGGGCAGCCAAGCAGAGGACCAAGGCAGCGUCUCCCAUGAGCAGGAGCCGUGCAUGCGAAGCCCCUCAGAGCGUGGGCAGAGGUUCUCCUGUGAAUACCAGCAGCAGAGGAGGGGAGAACUCUCCCCCUCCUUCAUCAACCCCAGUCCCCACGACUCUUCGGACGAUGAUGAAGAAGACGACAGCAAGCUCUCCCAGGCAGAGGGGCAGCCCACGGCCAGGGGGCGGCCACACACCCUUCCCAGCGGCCACAGGCAAGCAGCUGCCCCCACAGGGGAAGAAACACCCCCUACGUCUGUCAGUGACUCCGGAACAUCCCAGUCGGAUUCAGACGUCCCCCCGGAAACGGAGGAGUGCCCUUCCAUCACGGCCGACGCGGCCAUGGACUCAGACGAAGAUGCCGAUUUCCUCCCGGUGGACAAAGCCACUGGUAGCUCACAUCAUGGCAGCUCUGGCAGUGGGAGCAGUGCCUGGCUCGGCUACGACCCACAGCCGGUGUCUCUCGUGGACCCCCACCCCCAUCCUCCCCACCCAGACGUCUGCAUGAUGGACCCUGAGGUGCUCCUGCACAAUCAGAUCCUGAGUCAGCCUCCAGAGAAGAUGCACUCCCAGAAGGAGCCGAAGCACAGGGGAGGGCGGAAGCCAACGUCUGGUAAGGGCAAGUCCUCCCCAUCCCCAUCCCCAGCCCGGAGGCUGGACCGGCCUGCCAAGCCAGCCUGGACCAAGAGGGAUAAGGCUCUCAAGCCCCAUGCGGAGGAGAAGGAGAGCAGCAGUGUCCGGAGCUCCCACCCCAGUGGCCCAAGUGGCCCAAAGAACCUCCUCAAUAGCAUGAAAAGCAACCUGGUUUCCAGCAGCCCCAAAAGCAGCGGCGCCCCAAUGCCGGCCGGGCCCCCCAUCUACGUGGACCUGGCCUACAUCCCCAACCACUGCAGCGGCAAGAACACCGACCAGGAGUUCUUCAGGCGGGUCCGGGCCUCUUACUAUGUCGUGAGCGGGAACGACCCCGGCAGCGGGGAGCCCAGCCGGGCAGUCCUGGAAGCACUGUUGGAGGGGAAGGCCCAGUGGGGAGAGAACCUGCCGGUGACCCUCAUCCCGACACACGACACGGAGGUGACGCGGGAAUGGUACCAGCAGACCCAUGAGAAGCAGCAGGAGCUGAGCAUCAUGGUGCUGGCCAGCAGCAGCACAGUGGUCAUGCAGGACGAGUCCUUCCCGGCCUGCAAGAUCGAGUUCUGAGGCCCUGCUCUGGCCAGUGCACCUCCGCCUCCACUCCUCCUGCACAGCUCUGCCCCCUUCCUCUGCCCUCCUGAACAUGGGGCCCAGGAAUAGGCCAGGACAUAGGGGAGGGCAGCUUGGAGGGACCCCGGGCCCAUUUCGCUUUCCCAGGUUUAUUUUGCUGCUGCCGCUGCCGCUGCCGCUACUGCCAUUGCCAUUACCAUUAGAUGACUUGGUUCCCUUGGUUCUGCUUGCGUGUGCCCUUCCCUUAAACCCCCACCCCACCCCAAAACUGUCUGGGUUGGUAGCAGUGCUAGAGGCAAAAUUAGCAGUAGAAGCAAGAGCACUCUGUCUGUGUGUGUGUUUGAGAGAGAAAGGUGAAACAGUACCCCCAACUGGCAAGGUGGCAGCCGCUAAAUGCUGCCAAUGUUAGCCUGGCCCUCUGCAAGCACAGCUGCUCCCAGGGCACUGUAACUGUACCCUUGGUUCCAGAGGGAGGGUGGGCAAGGGGCUUGAGCAAUGGGGCUUUUGCCUUGGCAACAGCUGGGUCAGCAUUGCAAGAGGCAGAGGCAGCUGGGUUCUUCAGAGGAACCCCAGAAAAAUACCUCUCUUUCCGCACCCCAUCCCCAAGAAUAAAGUCUCACAAAGAGGACGGAAUAGUGGAAGAGGGGCCUCAUGUCCGAGGACCCAAGGCUGGGCCAUGCACUUGGCUGCCCCCAACCCCGGGCAUCUCUGGGCUGCUCCCCCCCAACAGGAAGAUCCAGAGGUCAGGGGGGGGUCGGAGGCGCCAGCAUCCCAUGUUGCUUGUGUGCCAGGUGAGAAGAGCAAGCAGCACGUGGCAGGCUGAGCGGGUGCUCCGUCCCUAAUAGGUGGCCCUGGGCACAGUCAUUUUGGGGCUGCUCUCUAGCGGAGGUGAUGCAUGUGAAUGUGGGCGCGUGUGAGAGGAAUGCUCUACGGACGUUAAAGAUUUUCAUGGCCGUAAUGCAAUUUAUAUAUUUAUUUAUUUAUUUAGUUCUCAUUUUCAUGCAGUUCCAACCUACUUUGCGUGUUGUGGUUGGUGGUGUUUUUGUGUGUGUAUGGUUUAGACCACUUCGGCUCUGCCCUGACCCUGCAGGGCAGAGGGCGGCACCUUUGCUUCUAAAGGCCGCAACCUGUAGGAUGUUGGUGCCCCCAGCCACCUCCUCUCCUCUGCCCAUGGCUGGCCAGGGAUCUGAAUGGGGCCCCAUUGGAGGAGCCAGCCGUGGGUGCAGAGAGAAGGCCAAGUGUCCACUGGCUCGCCAGCCAGUCGGAUGGCCCCUCCAGCUGUGGCCAAGCACCCUCCUCUGACCCGCACAAGGAUGGGCACGCGCAGGUGCCCUCACCCACCUAUGAAUGUCUCUGCCUCAAAACUUGAAGCUGGGAGCAAUGGGGCUGAUGCCCUCCACUCCCUUCCCCCUCCCCAUCAAAGUAUAGGGGAGGGUCUUCUUCCAACCCAGCCUCCUUGUUUCCUUGCUGCCCCACAACACAGCCAGACCCCCCCCCCCCAAAUCAGUCUGAGCAUCCUUCCCACAUUUUGUCCUUUGGAAGCAGUCUUGAGCACAGCCUGCUUAGGUCUUUGAUGGCAGAGCUUGUGAACCCCUUUCUCAAUGCACUCAGCCCCACUGGCUGCGAUGGGGAGGGGGUCUGGGUCCCUCGUGCUCAGGACCCAGAGUGGGAGAGGCUGAGAGUCUGCUUGUGCUUGCGCCUCCUGCAUGUGUGCGGCCGCCCCACGUGGUGCUUCCUCCGUGUACAUAGGACUCAUUUGGAGUGACCAUGACAAUGGCUUCUUUGUCACUGCCAUCCUCUUUGUGGUCCCCAAAUGGCAUCUGCUCUUCUUGGCUGAAUGUUGUAUAAAAAUGGACCCUCCUCCACCCCUUUGCCAUUAUUAUGUACAAUUGACUUCUGUUCCUCCUCCUCCUCCUCGCCCUUCUUUCUGUGUGCAAUGCUCUGUAACUCUAAUGAUUGUAAAGGGAGAGGCUGUACUAACCAAUAAACCCACAUGAACUGCAA